GGCAGGGAGAAGAAGGAGGAGGAGGGGCGCGCGCUGGAGAUCUGCUUCCUUUGCUUAGCUAUAAGCAGACUGGCGCGCGCAGUGGCAGCAGUAGCAGCAUGGCGGGAGACCAGGAGGCCGAAAGUCCGGAGCAGCCGCAGGAGCAGUACGACGCCCGGCAGCCCUUCCUGAUCGGGGUCGCUGGCGGCACGGCUAGCGGAAAGUCAUCGGUCUGUGGGAAGAUCAUGGAGCUCCUUGGCCAGAACAAGAUCGACCAUCACCAAAGGCAGGUUGCAAUCCUCAGUCAGGACAGCUUCUACAAGGUGCUGACCUCAGAACAGAAGGCCAAAGCUCUUAAAGGACAGUUCAAUUUUGACCACCCAGAUGCUUUUGAUAAUGAGUUGAUCGUGAAGACUCUGUGGGAGAUCAUGGAGGGAAGAACGGUUCAUAUCCCAGUGUAUGAUUUUGUUACACAUUCAAGGAAAGAAGAAACGAUUACUGUGUACCCAGCUGACGUGGUGCUGUUUGAGGGCAUUCUAAUGUUCUACUCACAAGAGAUCCGGGACCUGUUUCAGAUGAAGCUGUUUGUGGACACAGACGCAGAUACACGACUCUCACGCAGAGUCUUGAGAGAUAUCAGUGAGCGAGGGCGGGACCUGGAGCAAGUUCUUAACCAGUAUAUCACAUUUGUGAAGCCUGCCUUUGAAGAGUUCUGCCUGCCAACAAAGAAGUAUGCAGACGUGAUCAUCCCAAGGGGAGCUGAUAAUCUUGUUGCCAUAAAUCUGAUUGUGCAGCACAUUCAGGACAUUCUGAACGGCGGUCUGACCAAACGGCUGAACGGAUGUAUCAAUGGCCACAGUGCUCCACGGAAACGGCAGCCGUCAGAGUCCAGCAGCAGGCCACACUGAUAACCUGCCCCACACCUCCGGUAGAGAACGAGGGAAUGAGCACGAGACAGCAGUAAAGGACUGCUGAAGAAGAGGACAGUAGGCUGACAUGUAGAUACUUGCAAUUAGCAAACACUGUAUUUAAAACAGUUAAGAAAUUCAAGAAAUGCCUUUUAUGAUUCUAUGAUUUUUACUGUUCUGCAUCCUUUUUUAUUGUCUGCUGUACUUGAUUUUGUGGGAUAAUUGCUCCUUGUCAAACCUUUUUUGUCUUAUUUAUUUAUAAUUUUUUUAUUUUUAACUCCAUCCCCCUUAUUUUGAGACAGAUAAUAUGUAAGUGAUUUGACGGUUUUGCCAAAUGGACCUAGCUGGUAAAGUUUACAAUGACUUGAAUAGUGGUCAAUUUGAAGAUAUGUAAAGCAGAAAUCAAAAAUACAAAGUAAAUGUCAAGGAUUUUUAAUAAUUUAUUUAAAAUUUAAGUUAUUUUACAGCCCUUAUGUGUGUGUGUGUCAGAAUAGUAUGACAAAAUUGUUUCUAUACAAACCUGCCAUGUUUAGCAGCUUCACUAACAAAAAAAGGAACUUAUAUUAUUUUUAUAAUUACAAUUCCUUGUUUUGCUGCACGGUGUGUGUUGGUUAUCCUCUAGUUCUUCUUCAGUGGCCACAGGACACUGUUGGCUGUAUUGUUUGGUGGACUGUUCUCAGUCCAGCAGUGACAUAGGGGUGUUUAAAGCUCCAGCAGCACUGCUGUGUCUAAUGCACUUGUAUCAGCACAGCACACACUAACACUUGUCUUUGGAGGUCCUGGGGGGCUCUGACCAUUGACAAAUUAGGGUGAAAGAUAAAGUAAAUGCAGAGAAACAGAUACAGGACUAAAGGUCUGUAAUCAUAGAAGUUGCUCCUAUUUUCUUAGUGGAGCUAAUAAACUGGACAAGUGAGUAUAGAAACAAGACAGUGGUCAUAGUAUUAUGAUAUGACUGUAUGUGUAUACACAAAUAUAAGAUUUACAUCCAUCCUCCAAAACAUUUUGUCAGCACUUAAGUCUUUCUUUUUGCUUUUAGCAACUAAUAGAACAGCAAGUGCAAUCUGAUUGUCGCUCCAAAGGAAAGAUAACUUGAUGCUACAUUUCAGCAAAUGUCCAUUUUCUCUACAAGUCAGGGCUCAACAACAGUACUGUAAAAACAAAGCGGCAGGUGAUUUAAACUGUAGCUCUGCUGUGUUAAUGUGACUGACACUCAAAGCCAGGAAAGAAUUUGGAGAUCCUCCACUCCUAUGCAGCAUGUGAAAAGGCAGGUUUCUUUAACACAGAUUAUUAAAUAAGUCCAAUAACUUCUGUCAGAAUACUGUACUGUACUGUAUUAGGCAGUGUGCCCUUUUCAUUUUCAACAGGCAUAUAAACAUUAUUUACUUGAAAGGAGUAAUAAUUUUUUAAGUAUUUAGGUCAUGGUGCUGCAUGUUUUGAGGACUACUGGUAUCCGAAUGGUUUGCCUGCAUGUCUUUAGCAGUUCAAUGGCCGUCUUUAUUUUGGUUCAAUGCUUUUUUUUUUUAACACUACACACUUUGAGUUUUUUGUGAUACCAUUUCCAAUCCGUAUAUAUCUGUUUUUCCAAUGUGAUAAAAAAGAAAAUCACCAAAGAAUCAAUUUGGUUUUAAUAUGAUUUUUUUUGCCGGUUGAAUGGCACACAAGGUUCACUGUUCCUUCUCUCUCACUCAGGAUCCCAGUGCUCACUCCCAUCUUCCAAAAUAUUUGACUUAAGUUGCGUCAGUAUUGAUUUUCACAACACAGGGUAAAAUAAAGAAAAGGGAACCUAUAGUCAUAAAUAACCAUAACUUAUUUGAUUAUUAUUUUGAUCAAAAUAAGACAACCCUCAGGAAAUCACCAGUAUGACCAAUUCUUGUAUUCUUGUGUUGUCUUUUCUGGUUGGGCAAAUCCAUUUCCCUUUUCACUGCUGCUACAAAACAGGGUAUUUCAUUAAAAAAAAUCUACCAGUGUAAUGUUUAUUAGAUGUAAUUGUAUACUCAUAACUCAUAAUUGUGUUGUUUUCUGAGGGGCCAGAAUCCAAUUUAGAAAAAAGUGCCCUGCUAUUAGGGCCGAAUAGACAAAUGUUACUUUGUCACUUGGUCACUUAAAGAUUACUCUAGACUAAGGUUUUCGGGCUGUUCUAAGUAGACACUAAGGACAGUUGUGUAAAUAAUUGCAUUUGCCCUUUGGGACUGCUUAUGUUUUAUGUACAGUAUUUAAUGUCUGUGUAUGGGUCUGUGUGUUGUGAUAUUAUUAUUAUCAUUACCAACUGCCUAUUUCCUGACUAGCCUGCCUCGGGCAUGUACUGCUUGUAUACAUCUACACUUACUCAUGCCAGACAUGCACACCUUAAUCAGGUAUACCCAUGGUUUGGUUUCUAAAAACACCGGCUUUUGGGGAAAAAUGCAAAAUGCCUUACAGCAACUGCUACUGACCACUUACCUUCAUGACCACAGCAAUAGUAGUUAACACCCAUCGUUGUAACUGUUACUGCCACAGAACCAUGGUGGGACUCUCUCUCACACUCUACACAUGAUGCAAAAUUACAGAAACACUUGAUUUCACUGUAAAGUAUGAGUUUCAGUAUGAAGGUUACUGUUUUUGUGAAUCAGUUAUUGUGCAAUGCAUUGAUCAUGGACUUAAAUGCAAAUUUUGUAUUGAUUUUUUUGUUCUUAGAUUAUGUAACACUGUAUAAAUAUGUGUAUAUUCCCAAAUUGGAAAUUUGAUGCUUUUGUAAAAAAAUUCACCAAUAUUGCAUUAUAACAGGUAUAUUUCCCCCAAUAUUAUACUGAAUAAUAAGUGAUGCCUUUAGGCCAUGACCCUUGUAGUGAAAGCUGAGACAUUUGUGAUACAUGUAAAUGUAUUUAUGCAGAUCAGAUUCCAGUUGUUUUUGAAUAUGUGGUCCACAAGUAUGGUUGUUGGAACCAGUAGAUCUGCAAUCAGCCAGCUUGCAAGCAGCAAAGAAACUGCAUUUAAAUAAUCAGUAGGCUACUGCUUCCAAAACAUUGAGUUUAAAAGUUGGUCAAGUAUUCGUUCCUCAUUGUAAGCAUCUCAACGAUUCACUAUAUAUCGUAAUGUAAAUGUGUAAACGACUUAUAAAUUGUAUUAAAAGUUAUGAAAUGGAAAUAAUUGAAAGAUUAACAAAAUAAAUUUUGUACCUUG
This is a messenger RNA of Astyanax mexicanus (Mexican tetra), 4046 nucleotides long. It is a transcript of the gene uck2a, whose product is annotated as uridine-cytidine kinase 2a. Bases 99 to 887 code for a protein of 262 amino acids. The transcript has 7 exons. Gene Ontology annotation, molecular function: kinase activity; ATP binding. The record is from RefSeq and is a predicted model, not a curated record. Gene Ontology annotation, cellular component: cytosol; cytoplasm. Lineage: Eukaryota; Metazoa; Chordata; Actinopteri; Characiformes; Acestrorhamphidae.